Moneuplotes crassus is the source of this 705-nucleotide messenger RNA. Lineage: Eukaryota; Ciliophora; Spirotrichea; Euplotida; Euplotidae. The record is from the annotation of a GenBank genome assembly.
UGGAAAAAAUAAGCAAUAGACACCAUCUGCCAUAAAUCACAUAGUGGGCGAGAUUAACCAGAAUGAUUAUCGGAAUUUUAUUGAUUUAACAGAAAAGAGCGACUUCAAAGUGAGAUGCAUCUCCUAAAAUACGAAUGAUGGCCAAUCUCUUUUAUCAAGGACCUUGUGGCUAAAAGGAAGAUAAAAACUAUCUGUUGAGCCAGUAUGGAACUUUGUCAAAGAUAUACCAGAGCUGGUAGACUAUUUUCCUGAUAUGGGGCAGGAAGAGACUACAGGUGCAAAAACCUCCUCAAGAAGUCAAGGAAAGCAAGAGGGUCUAAAGCUGUCUACAGUCAAAAUGAGAUGGCUUGUUCUAUAAAAAGGAGGAAGAAGUGUAGCUUAUCUUCUUAAAAAGUCCUAAUCUUCUAAAGUUUGAGGAAAGAAGUCUCAGGAGCAUUAUUCAAAGCUAGAGCUUUUACAACAGCAUUAUACCAUUUCGAGAAGAGUUGAAGAAAGAAAGGAGUCUGCUCUCAGACAUGAAGAUCAAGUAAACACGCAAAUGAACAGCAGUGGCUCGAGGCCACAAUGAAUUACAAUAAGGUACAUGAGAAAAUUCCCAGAAUUAACUCCAGAAGACUCCAAAAAACUAUUCGAAAUUCCAAAAUCCCUAGAGACCACUCCGAUCUGUAGUAUCCUUAACUUGAUUCAAUAAAAAUUUCGAACAUU